Messenger RNA from Echinops telfairi (small Madagascar hedgehog), 4693 nucleotides. RefSeq names its product PH domain and leucine rich repeat protein phosphatase 1 (gene PHLPP1). Gene Ontology annotation, molecular function: protein binding. The record is from RefSeq and is a predicted model, not a curated record. Lineage: Eukaryota; Metazoa; Chordata; Mammalia; Afrosoricida; Tenrecidae. The transcript has 19 exons. The coding region runs from base 1 to 3876 and encodes 1291 amino acids.
AUGGUGUCCAACUGCAGUGUGACCAUUCCAGGGAGGCCUGGUGAGAACCCCGUGUUUGGGACUCUGAAGCAAGGCGGUGGCAACCAGGCCAGCUCUGGAAGCCCCGGGAAACUGCUGGACUACGCCCCCGCGGCGGCGGCCGAGAAGGCGAGUCCGCCGCCGCCCACCCUGUACGUGCAGCUGCACGGAGAGACCACCCGGAGGCUGGAGGCGGACGAGAAGCCACUGCAGAUCCAAAAUGACUACCUCUUCCAGCUGGGUUUCGGGGAGCUGUGGCGCGUGCAGGAGGAAGGCAUGGACGCUGAGAUCGGCUGCCUGGUCCGCUUCUACGCAGGUAAACCUCACAGCACUGGCAGCUGGGAGCGGAUUCAACUCUCAGGAAUGUAUAAUGUCCGGAAAGGCAAAAUGCAAUUGCCAGUGAACCGAUGGACGAGACGCCAAGUCAUCUUGUGUGGGACCUGCCUGAUAGUGUCAUCUGUGAAAGACAGCAUGACGGGAAAGAUGCACGUCCUGCCGCUAAUUGGUGGAAAAGUAGAAGAAGUGAAAAAGCACCAGCACUGUUUAGCAUUUAGCUCUUCUGGACCCCAGAGCCAGACUUACUACAUUUGUUUUGAUACUUUCACAGAGUAUUUAAGGUGGCUUCGACAAGUCUCCAAGGUUGCAUCACAGCGUAUUAGCUCAGUGGACCUCUCGUGCUGUAGCCUGGAGCAUCUGCCUGCCAACCUCUUUUACAGCCAAGACCUCACUCAUCUCAAUCUGAAGCAGAACUUCCUAAGACACAGCUCCAGCCUGCCAGCUGCCAGAGGGCUUCACGAGCUGCAGAGGUUCACCAAGUUGAAGAGUCUAAACCUUUCCAAUAAUCACUUAGGAGACUUCCCGUUAGCCGUGUGCAGUAUUCCAACCCUGACAGAGCUGAAUGUGUCCUGCAACGACCUGAGAGCAGUUCCCGCCGCCGUCGGUGUCAUGCACAAUUUGCAGACAUUUUUGCUGGAUGGAAAUUUCCUCCAGUCGCUCCCUGCAGAGUUGGAGAACAUGCACCAGUUGAGUUAUCUCAGCCUUUCUUUCAAUGAAUUCACUGACAUUCCAGAGGUGUUGGAGAAACUGACUGCCGUGGACAAGCUCUGCAUGUCUGGAAACUGCAUAGAGGCCCUGAGGCUACAGGCAUUAAGAAGAAUGCCUCACAUUAAACAUGUGGAUCUCAGACUGAACGUAAUUAAGAAGCUAAUAGCAGAUGAAGUGGAAUUUCUCCAACAUGUCACUCAGCUUGACCUGCGUGACAAUAAACUUGGUGACCUAGACGCUACAGUUUUCAACAACAUCGAAGUCUUGCACUGUGAAAGGAAUCAGCUGGUGACCUUGAACAUCUGUGGCUAUUUCCUAAAAGCACUCUAUGCCUCUUCUAAUGAACUUGUUCAACUUGAUGUUUACCCGAUUCCAAAUUACCUGUCCUGCAUGGAUAUUUCAAGGAACCGCCUAGAAAAUGUGCCUGAGUGGGUGUGCGAAAGCCGGAAGCUGGAGGUUUUGGACAUUGGCCAUAAUCAAAUAUGUGAACUUCCCACCAGGCUGUUUUGCAACAGCAGCCUCCGGAAACUGCUAGCAGGCCACAACCAGCUCUCGAGGCUCCCCGACCGCCUCGAGAGGACCUGCGUGGAGGUCUUGGACGUGCAGCACAACCAGCUCCUCGAGCUGCCACCCAACCUCCUGAUGAAAGCUGACAGCCUGAGAUUCCUGAAUGCCUCAGCGAACAGACUGGAAACGCUUCCCCCGGCCACACUGUCUGAGGAGACGAGCAGCAUCCUACAGGAGUUAUAUCUGACAAACAACACCCUCACGGAUAAGUGUGUGCCCUUGUUAACCGGGCACCCCCACCUGAAGAUCCUCCACAUGGCCUACAACAGACUGCAAAGUUUUCCCGCAAGUAAAAUGGCGAAGCUGGAAGAGCUGGAGGAGAUCGAUGUCAGUGGGAACCAGCUGAAAGCCAUCCCGACCACCAUCAUGAACUGCAGGCGCAUGCACACUGUCAUUGCCCACUCCAAUUGCAUUGAAGUCUUCCCUGAGGUCAUGCAGCUCCCAGAAAUUAAGUGCGUGGACCUGAGCUGUAAUGAGCUUAGCGAAGUCACUUUACCUGAAAACCUCCCUCCAAAGCUUCAAGACCUUGACCUGACUGGCAAUCCCCGCCUCUCGCUGGACCACAGAACCCUGGAACUGCUCAACAACAUCCGCUGUUUCAAGAUCGACCAGCCCUCAGCAGGAGAUGCCUCGGGUGCCCCUGCUGUGUGGAGCCACGGCUACACGGAAGCUUCUGGCAUGAAAAACAAGUUGUGCGUUGCAGCCCUGUCAGUGAACAACUUCUGCGACAACCGGGAGGCCCUGUAUGGAGUGUUUGACGGGGACCGCAACGUGGAGGUGCCCUACCUGCUGCAGUGCACCAUGAGCGACAUUCUGGCCGAGGAGCUGCAGAAGACGAAGCGGGAAGAGGAGUACAUGGCCAACACCUUCAUAGUCAUGCAGAGGAAACUUGGGACUGCUGGGCAGAAGCUUGGCGGUGCGGCCGUCCUUUGUCACAUCAAGCAUGACCCAGUGGACCCCGGGGGUUCCUUCACCCUGACCUCAGCUAAUGUGGGCAAGUGCCAGACAGUUCUGUGUCGGAAUGGGAAGCCGUUGCCUCUGUCCAGGUCGUACGUCAUGAGCUGCGAAGAGGAGCUGAGGCGGAUUAAGCAGCACAAGGCCAUCGUCACGGAGGACGGCAAGGUGAAUGGUGUCACCGAGUCCACACGCAUCCUGGGCUACACCUUCCUCCACCCCAGCGUGGUGCCCCGCCCUCACGUGCAGUCGGUAACGCUGACCCCCCAGGACGAGUUCUUCAUCCUGGGCAGCAAGGGCUUGUGGGACAGUCUGUCCACCGAGGAAGCCGUGGAGGCCGUGCGGAACGUGCCCGAUGCUCUGGCGGCCGCCAAGAAGCUGUGCACGCUGGCCCAGGGCUACGGCUGCCACGACAGCGUCAGCGCCGUGGUGGUGCAGCUCAACGUCUCCGAGGACAGCUGCUGCUGCUGCGAGCUGGGCGCCGGCGGGCCCGUGCCGCCGCCCAGCCCCGGCCUCUACCCCCCCUCGGUCAGCAUGGUCCUCAAGGAGCGGCCGGCCGACGGGCUGGGCGUGCCCUCCUCCAGCAGCGGCAUGGCCUCCGAGAUCAGCAGCGAGAUCUCCACGUCGGAGAUGAGCAGCGAGGUGGGCUCUACUGCCUCCGACGAGCCCCCCUCAGGUGCCCUGAGCGAGAGUAGCCCCGCCUACCCCAGCGAGCCGCGCUGCAUGCUGCACCCCGUCUGCCUGGCCAGCGCCUUCCAGCGCCAGCUCUCCAGCGCCACCUUCUCUAGCGCCUUCUCGGACAACGGACUGGACAGCGAGGACGAGGAGCCCAUAGAGGGCGUGUUCAGCAAUGGCAGCCGGGUGGAGGUGGAGGUGGACAUCCACUGCAGCCGGGCCCGGGAGAAGGAGAGGCGCCCGAGCCUGCUGCAGGUGCCGGCCGAGGCCAGCGACGAGGGCAUCGUCAUCAGCGCCAACGAGGAUGAGCCUGGGCUGCCCAGGAAGGCGGACUUCUCCACGGUGGGGACCAUGGGGCGCCGGAGGGCCAACGGCUCAGUGGCGCCCCAGGAAAGGAGCCACAACGUGAUCGAGGUGGCCGCCGACGCGCCUCUGCGGAAGCCCGGAGGCUACUUUGCGGCCCCCGCCCAGCCGGACCCAGAUGACCAGUUCAUCAUCCCGCCGGAGCUGGAAGAGGAGGUCAAAGAGCUCAUGAAGCACCACCAGGAGCAGCCGCCGCCGCCGCAGCCCGUGCCCCCGCCGGAGCCGCUGCCGGACUACUAUGACACGCCGCUAUGACCGGCGGCGCCACGGGCACCCGCCUCCCCUCUGCCCCCGCAGCCUCUUGUAGGAGGUCCUCUCCUGUUUGUCGGUUUUUUUUAAAAAUAAUGACCACUUCUCUUCUAGUGAUGCUUUACCAAUAUGAUUUACCACCUCUGUUAACCUCUUCCCUUAACAUAUCAAAAGUGUAAAGACAAAGAACAGAAGGCUUAAUAUAUUACAGAGAAACAGUAACGGUAAUGGGAUAUUUGUUAAAACGAUUUGUUCUGUUUGUUCGGAAGGCAGGGCAGGUGGCCAGUGCUACGUGACUCUCUCUUUUUUUUGUCUUGAAAACGAUAGAUGUUUGUAGAACACGGAGACUAACUCUUAGGAGUUGCUUUACUCUGUCAGGUGACAGAAGUCACUGGGAUCCACUAAUUUUCUCUGAGAGAACAGUUGAUUGAGACAUUUCUAUUGUAAAUAGCUCAGUGUUGUAUAGUGAUGCUUAAAACGUUUUGUAGUCUUGGCAAUGGCGUAAGGACACAGCCCAAACUGACAGCGUCCCUCCCCGUCCUUCCCCGCCCCCCACCUGGAACUCCUGACAGGGUGAAGACGAGCGGAGUAGCGCUGCUCCUCACCCGGGAACGCUGUCGGCCCCCAGAGGGGAACCCGCACCCGAGCCUCAAGCCCUCCCUCAACUUUGAGACACUUUUUAAUUGUGUCCCUUACUGCUGCCACAAUCAGCAUGACUGUCUAGGGUUCAACUAGAUCAUUUACAUACCAAGAGUUCUAUGAAAGCAGAAUGCACAAUAAACAGGUCGUACUUUUGUAAUAAUAAAUAUAAAAUUUACAAGUA